AGCAUUUCAUGUUUAUCGCGUCGAGAAUCACCUGCUUGCCCCGCCAGGUUCAGGUACUCUACCCGCUCGGCAUCUCAUGCCCAUUCGCACGCACCCCUCCGCCUGAGAUACGAUGCUCGCGAAGAAGGAUCCCGGAGGAAGGCCCUAGAAGACUUCGCCGAUCAGAUAAGUACUUCUGCAGGAUUUGCCUGCUAGCUGAGAGACCGUUUGUUUUUGAAAGCCGAAUGCAGCGCCUCAAUCCGAUCCCAAAAGCAAACCGAUCGCGCCUGCUUCACACGUUGAACGGGCCCGGGACGAGUAUUUGUGCAAGGAUCGCGCCUUGGUGUGAUAUCACUGCUCGCACCUCGGCGAUCCUUUCACUUGACAUGUAAGGAUCCCCCGACGGCGUAUACAUUCAAGUCAUUAUUCAGCAGCGCUGCAGCGGAUAGCAGUUAACGUGAAGCAGUAAGAAGAACGGCUGACAAACUCGGCCAUGGGCGCAUUUGCCGUUCGGACAGUAUAUAAGGUGGGGAGCAACGUUCGCAGCGGUCCGAACAACUCCCAUCCUCCUCUCCUACGAUUCGACAUCCUCCACACCGCA
Molecule: messenger RNA, 580 nt
Organism: Trametes versicolor FP-101664 SS1
Lineage: Eukaryota; Fungi; Basidiomycota; Agaricomycetes; Polyporales; Polyporaceae
Exons: 2
Coding region: 9-371 (120 amino acids)
Source: RefSeq, a predicted model, not a curated record